CGUUUCCUAUUGUUGCCGGAAGUGACGUCCGUAUUCGGGGGCGCUUCAAGAAGAAGUAUUUUUAUCCCCUCGAUCUACGAUUCGCCACAGAGUCCCGGUCUCUCACUUCGCAGUCCGAGCCCCUCUGAGCCUCAGAACCAGGCAGACUUCGAAUCUGCACCUUGGGAUCGGACUGGACGUAGAAAAGACUCUCGGCAGGGUCAGUCUUCCCAGGCCUCUGUACGAACGUGCUGUGGAAUCUGCAGCGGGGAAUCCAGGAGCGCAGGGGAGCCGGCAGCUUGGAAGGUCCUGCCGCGGUGCGUGGCGGGCUUCCACCCGCUGCUCAGAAUACAAACGGUCGGCGGGAGAAGCGCGUCCCGGCGUCGGCGUCGGGCCGCAGGGAGUCGUUGCUGGAGGCUGGGCUCCCGGGGCUCUGGGAUUGCACAUGCUACCACCCCUUCUGCCCGUUGUGCGGGUCCGGAGGCCUUUGGAGCCCGUUCUUUGCUCGGCCGCUGCUGGAUCCCAGCUGUACCUGUAUCUUACUCUUCUUCAAAAUAUUUAUUCUGCUGGUACUGAAGAGGAUGUGUUCCAGGGACAUACUUUGUUGACAGAAAUUCCAUUACCAAAGUGAACUCAUUUUAGAGGAGCUUCAUUCCCAGAGAAUUCAAUACUCAAGGUGAAAAAUUAGAUAAUUUCCAAAGCUGGAGCUGAAUCAAAUGUUAAAUAAUGGCAACAGGUGACUUAAAAAGAAGUUUACGGAACCUAGAACAAGUGCUUCGCUCGCUAAAUUAUCCUAGAGAGGUGGAUUGUGUAGGUUUGGUAAGGGGAGACACAGCAGCCUCUCUGCCCAUCAUCAGCUAUUCCCUUACCUCAUAUUCACCUUAUGUAGCAGAACUUCUGGUGGACUCCAACGUAGAGCUCAUAGCAAAGAAUGACUUACGCUUCAUAGAUACUGUCUACAAGCUUCUUCGUGAUCAAUUUAAUUAUAAACCAAUCUUGACGAAAAAGCAGUUUCUCCAAUGUGGAUUUGCAGAAUGGAAAAUCCAAAUUAUAUGUGAUAUUUUGAAUUGUGUGAUGAAAAAGCACAAGGAGUUGAGUGGUCUUGAGAAGGCUCCAUCACAACAAAGAAAAAAAAUCAGUUCUGCUAAGUCAGAACCUUGUUCAAGCGCUGAGAAGACAUCAACUGAACCUGUGGGCAUUGACGUCACUGGCAGGUUUAUGACUUCGGGAAAGAAGAAAGCUGUGGUGAUCCGGCACCUGUACAAUGAAGAUGGUCCUAACAUUCCUGAAGAUACAGUAACAGAUGUUAAUGAAGCAUUUGAUAUUUGUGACUUAAAGGCUGCUGAAAUAAAGAUUCCUGAAUUACAGGUUCCUGAAAUUAAGUGUGAGCAGCAAGAUACAGAAGUCAAUCCUGAGAUUAUUGCACUACAGACUAUGCUUGCUGAAUGCCAAGAAAAGCUGAAGAAACUGACUUGCAUAGAAAGUAGAUUAGAAUCUUUGGAAGAAAAAAUGAAAGGGAAAGUGAUGGUGAAUGAAAAAACCUGGGCUGAUCUUCUAAGUCGUGUCACUCUUCUUGAAACAGAAAUGCUUUUAUCUAAAAAGAAUGAUGAAUAUAUAGAGUUUAAUGAGAUGAGUGAAGACUGUGCUUCUAGUAGCGACAUGGAUAAUCUCAAUCCGGAUAGAAAAAGCAAAGAGGAAAGGCAAGCAAAUAUUCCUUUGUCCUCUGGUUAUCGUAUGGUAUCAUCCGAUUCAACUCCCAGAACCUCAACUAUUAAUUACUGUGGUUUGAAAGAGAUUUCUGAGGUAGGUUAAAGACACAAAUAUGGAAAUAGAAAUGGAAGUGAGGUCUGUGAGCCACAGCGCCGGCAUCACCCACGAGCUAAGUCUGCAUUAAAAAUACGCAUACGAACACUGGGGGAACACUGGCAAAGGAGAUGAUCUUUGGGGAAAUAGUUGUCAACUCAAAAUGCACAAGCCAUGAAAGAAAACAUAAAUUUGGUAUACUGUACUUGGAUUACUGGCUAGAAAGAUGGUGGCUUCCUGAAGGGUUGGCUGUUCACGCAGAAGGUAGCCCUCCCUGCGAAUACGUCCGCUGGAAGGUGCUUGGAGAGCAGCCCCAGCAUCCUGCAUCUCCUGCAAAGAUGGCUUAACUUAAACUGGCUUAAGCAGGAAAGGGCAUUUACUGGCUCAUCGGUGUGAUGGGUAAAGGGAACCGUAGACAUGGCAGAGCCCAGAAAUCUCACCAAGAAGGAGGAGGAAACAGCUGUGGCCAUGCAGCCAUUCCAGUCCAGAAGGGGAUGAGAAUCAGACAUUGGGGCUCAGGCCAGCGUGGGCAGCCCCGGUGUGUGUGAAGCAGAUGCAGCUGGGGCUCGUGACUGCCUCACCGCCUCCCCUCCACCCCCGACCAUCCCACAGGACGUCUGCCCACAAAGCCCAGGUAUGUAUGCUGAGGAACAACUGUCUAGACCUGUCUGAGGAAAUGUUGUCAAUAUUAGAGGGGUUUAACGGCUCCAAAGCCAACACCCUUUGUGUGUCUCAGAAGAUGAUUUCGAUGUUCAUGCGGACAAAACACAGGAUGAGUUCAAAGAGGCAUGAGUUAGUGCUGGUGGUUCUGGCCUGACUGUCAAGCCAGACCUCCACCCCCAGGGAGCUGUUCAGCUGCUUUAUACCAACUAGAGAUGCACCUGCAACCUGGAAAGCCUCUUCCACCUCACCCGGCGAGAGAUCAAACUGGCAGUCAUGGAGAAUGGCCAUUUCACAUCUAUAUUGUCUACUUUGUCCUUAGCCACACCGCCCACUCUGUGAGCCCUGAUCGUCCCCAACAGAGCACGUUAAGUAAAUGGUUCCAGUGCUUACAUUUCUUCUUUGAUGUCGCUUAAAAUGUCCACAGUGGAGCCAAUGAGAUUGCAAAGGUGAGCUGGCUACCUGGAUGCCAAGGGUGCAAGGUCAGCUCUGGGGUAGCACUGGCUGAAACCCUCAAUUUGCACAUCUGGGAGCCAAACAACUGGAGUGGCCGUGCUGGAGAAGGAGAGCAAGUCGUCCGAGACCAAGACCACCAUCCAAGCACCCUGCCACUCCAGAAUACUUCCCCAUCCUUUCCUUCCUGAUAGCAGUGGUGGAGGGGGCCACCACCAGGGUUCUUGGGGGCAAGUAGCUCAACCUCUAAGCUUGGUUUCUCCCCCUGUGCAGGGAAGUUUGGCCCAGGGCGCUGGUCCUCAAACUUGGCACCACGGAACUUUCGGAGGUUCCAGAACUUACUGGAGGGCUUCAGUAGGAAGCAUGGAAGUUCUAAGAGGAACCCCAGGGGCUCUGAGCACUCACCCCCCAUGACUCCCAGCCUCACUCUCCAUUUGUAAGUUUUAUUUUUAUAUGAUUUAUUCCCAUGUGAUUUCAUCACUGAAAUAAGCCAUGGGGACCAGAAUUCCGUUUUAUGAAGAUUACCCUGGUGGUGUUUUAGAGGGGAAGUAGAAGAGGACAAAGCUGGAGGGAGGGGUACUGGUUAGGGAACCCCAUAGGGUCCAGGAGAGAAACGAGGCUCAAGGUAAAGAAAGAGCAUCGGAGAUGAAGGGGGAACAAAACAGGAAAAAGAAGGGAUGUUUCUGUCAGAUAGAUGAUAGUCACCAGAGGACGUUGACAGUAGUCCCAUGGAGUCACUUUAAAGAGCCCUAUCUUCAAAUGGUUCCAACAGGAUUAAUAACCUCCAACCUAGAAUUUCAGAUAAAUAAAUACAUUGACUUGUUGGAUGGACUUGUUUAUACGCGGUUUAUAUGAAUUUAGUAUAAUGUCGAGCUCCAACAAUGAGUAGCGGGGGCUACUCUUGGUUGUGGUGCGUGGGCUUCUCAUUGCGGUGGCUUCUCCCGUUGUGGAGCACGAGCUGUAAGUGCGCGGGCUUCAGUAGUUGUGGCACACAGGCUCUAGAGCUCAGGCUCAGUAGUUGUGGUGCACGGACUUAGUUGCUCUGCACCAUGUGGGAUCUUCCCGGACCAGGGCUCAAACCCAUGUCCCCUGCGUUGGCAGGCGGAUUCUUAACCACUGCGCCACCAGGGGAGCCCCAAACUUAUUUCUUUACUUCCUUCCUCAUGGCAAAGAAGAACUAUUCGAUACACAUUCUUUAACUGUAAUAUUUUGACACAUGUAAAAGAUACUAUUAUACAACUCAAGCUAAUUAAAUUCUACACAGAAGGUAUCAAUUGUUCUUAACUUUCCAGGUCCAAACCAUCAUUUAAGAACAACAAAAAAAUUAAAGUGACUUUUAAGAUCUGAAGUUAUAUAGAAAAAUUUACAGCGAACCAUUAGCAUUUAAGGUUAGGAUGUAAAGAGUAAAGGCAACUAUACUUUCCCAUUUUAUUAGCAAAGUGAAUCAGGAUGAGUAGGAAAAUACACAGGAAAUCACUUUGCUCAAACACAAAAAAAUUACAUUUUAACAAGAGCUGGUCAUAAGAAUUUUCAGAAAAGUCGCUACCUCUUCCCCUCUUAGUACAGUUUUAGUUGAUUUUUAAGUUGUAAAAGCUAAAGUUAAAGGAGACAUGUGUUUUUAAAUUGUUUUUGGUGUAUCUUCAAAGUUAUAAAAGUUAUAAAGUAGUCAGUGUUAAAAUAUAUUUGGUAGUUUAACAAUAACAUUUUGCUUCCAGGAUAAUGUUCUCACACUUUAUAGCUUUAAGAAUGUACUUUACUCAUGGGAACUAAGGCGGUUAUGAGAAACUGAAGGGAAAAAGUUCAAAAGGUAGUCCAUGACUUUUUUUUUUUAGGUUCUGAAAAAGGAUAAGACUGUUUGGAUUAUGUUGCUCUCUGAUUUAGUAAAAAAAAAAAAAAAUGCUAAUGAAUAUAUGUUAACCUUGAGGUUAUCAACAUUCUUGCUCCAGAUAGAUUUAUGGUAAAAAUAGACUACUGAACUGUCUUGUUAAAUUUUAAAAGAUGAGUUUGGAGGAGUUACAAAUAACAUCCUUUACCCUGAGGUCAAAAAGAAUAUGUAAACUCAAAUUUUUUAGAUAAGAAUACUUAUUAUAGUUUCAACUUUCAUACUUCCUAUUAAAAUGACUGUGUAAGAAUAUACAAUCUUUUAUGGUUUUAUUCUGAAUAUAUACCACUCUCCCUUUUUAACAAAUUCAAAGUAACACAUGUUCAUUUUGAAAUUUUUUAAAAGUACAAAGUAGAAAAAACCCCACAAAAUUAGUGCAAGAUCACUAGAGAAAUAUUCAAACGUUGCCAAAGUAGCCCAUCCCUACUUUCCUCCCAUCACUGAUGAAGUACAGAGAGGUAAAGUGUUAUGUACCCAGAAUAGUGAAAGGGACAAACAUGGGCUGAGGAGGUAGGAAUUAAGACGUAGCUCAACAGUGAAAACUAGGAAAAGAGCUGGGCAGGGCAAAUAGGACAGUUUUCUGUAGGGUUGGUAGCCUAAGGGCGCAGUGUUCACAUAAGCUGGGGCAACAAGGAGAAGACAAUUGAGUUCCUGUAUCUAAGAUCCCUGCUCCUGGGUUGAUUAUAUGUUCUAAGCUGCACCAUCUCACUGGUUUCAGUGGAGCAGGAGAAAGCAGUGGCAAAGGAAAGAAGGGAAAAUUAUGGGGGUAGCAUCUGCUCAUUGUGUGUGCCUGCAGCAUCGGCAACGGCAACACGCUUCAUUCUAUUAAUUGCAUCAACCGCAUGUUGUAAACACAUUUCCAGAGACCACAUGUAAUGGGCCUUGGGUUCCAUUCAGCCCCCUUUUUUUUUUUUCUUUUGCGAUACGCGGGCCUCUCACCGCUGUGGCCUCUCCCGCCGCGUAGCACAGGCUCCGGACGCGCAGGCUCAGCGGCCAUGGCCCAUGGGCCUAGCCGCUGCGCGGCAUGUGGGAUCCUCCCGGACCGGGGCACGAACCCGUGUCCCCUGCAUUGGCAGGCGGACCCUCAACCACGGCGCCACCAGGGAAGCCCCCAGCCCCUUUUUUGACUCCUCAAAUAGUUAACGUAUAAUUUGUUUUUCACAUCAUUUUCAUCAAAUAAAAUUCACUUUCAUUUUUAUGACCAUUUUUAAAACAGCAAAUAUCUCCCCAAGCAGUCUUGGGUUUCAAAGUGGCAGUGAUUUUAUGUGCUGACGCAUUUGAACUGCCAAGGAUCUCCCGCGAUGUAUGCGUUAAUGACGACCACUUGGAGUUCUUGUUCAGAUGUUUGCUCAAAGCGUAGAGCUACCGUCAGAGAGUGCCUCAGCCUAAAGAAACAAUUCUUCCAGUUAUGCAGAUCCAUAAAUUCCAACUCAAGCAAUGUAUUUUGCGGGUAAUAAACACAAGUGUGUUCCUAAUUGGAGAGAAAUAAUGCUUAGGCUUGGACCUGUUGCCUUCCUGGAACUGAAGUCUAGCACACAUGGAGACAUUCCUCUCUAAAGAACACAGUCGCUAAUAGAAACAAGCAGUCCACCAGGAUGUCGAGCCAACACUUCCUGCAGAGGGCAGAGUUCUCUGGAAUUUACUGAAAGUGGACACAGAGGACAUUUAUAUUUAUAGAAACACUUUAGAUAAGACAAGACUUUUAAAAGCCAGAAAUCACUUUUAGGGAGAUUUCAGAAAAAUGUUGUAAUCUUUUUUUAUUAUUAAUAGGCAUAAAAAGGAUUGUUAUAUUGAUAUUGACAGAAAUUAGGUGAUUAAUUGAAGAUUUUAACUUGAAAGGAUGAAUUGCCCCAACAUUGGUUUAGAAUUUUUCAUUAUAUACAGUUCAAUCUUGUGGUCUGUCAAAUGCCCAAUAGCCAUUUAUCUAGUACACGUACCUUUACAGCUGGAUUUCCAAAUAUGAUUAUUAAAUUCAUAUGAUAGAGUGUCCUGAAAGUAAAUAUGUCAGCAGGCUUUGCUUUAUUUUAUGCAUUUAUUCUGGAUGUAACAUAACUUGAUGUUACGUAACACAGAUGAUGCUCUAAGACAUUUUGCCAGAGCUAUUCAAGCACAGCAUUGUUUGAGAUUGUGGAAGGUGAUUUAGAAACACCUGGAUUGAGUAUUUCUAUCCAUGCUUUAAAUCCUAGAAGGCUUGCAGUUUUAUAGUCCUUUCAGGGAAAGACAGGAACUACAUUAACACUUGUUAGCAUAACAGUUAAUAUACUUCUGAGAAAGAUUUUGUAAAAAUUUUGAAAAUUAUGCCAAAAAAUUAAAGGGAAGAUUAAAAAGGAUUAGUGUUUGAUCAGCCUCUGUAGAUUUAGGAAUAUUUUUUAGAAUAUAUAUUUUUAGAAAUAUUUACAGCUUUUAUGCUUGGGGGCUUGGGAACAUGAAGGCAACACGCGUUGGAACAAAAUCCUAAAUCUUACAUUCAGAUGAGCAUCAUCAUUUGUGGUAAUAUUCAUGUAAUGGAGCUCAGCGUCCCAGCUAAUGUCAAAGCAACAGUCGAUGAGAUUAUUGUAUUCAAGUUGCUCUGUGUGGUCCACUUGGAACCUCUGUCUCUUUGAUAGUAUUUGGACGCUCUCCUCUCUCCCUCCCUUACACCUAAUCGGUCCAGUGGGACGCCACACAAGACAAAAAGCUCACGUAAUUUGAUAGAACAGGAGCUGAUAGAUUAGUAGGGAGAAGAACCAUCACGUUUCUUCCUCUCUGAACCAGCAACAUAUUUGUAUUAACAGCCGUGGUCUGGACAAGCGCCUCUACCUUUCUUGUCAAGAAGGGUAAUUUUCAGCCAGUGUAGUAGGAGGGCUACACUGUAGCUCAUGAUGUAAAUAUUUUUUCAAAGUGGGAAGUUUCAUAGGCUAUGAAAUAACAUAUUAGCCACAUGAAGUGUCAGACUUUUGAAAAAGUCCCCUCUCCCACAAGCUAAAGAUUAUGAUAAUAACAGUAACUCUAAUCAUGGCUAACCUAUCUGAGUACUCACUCUGACCGGCCAGAGUGGAUUAUAUAUAUUAUUUCAUUAAAUCUCCCAAGAAUAGAUAACCAAUAAGGACUUACUGUAUAGCACGGGGAACUCUACUCACUACUCUGUAAUGACCUGUAUGGGAAUAGAAUCUGAGGCACUUUGCUGUACAGCAGAAACUAACACAACAUUGUAAAUCAACUAAACUCCAAUAAAAAAAAUUCAUUAAUAAAAAUAUAUAAA
Orcinus orca (killer whale) is the source of this 8018-nucleotide messenger RNA. It is a transcript of the gene CEP44, whose product is annotated as centrosomal protein 44. The coding region runs from base 706 to 1791 and encodes 361 amino acids. Lineage: Eukaryota; Metazoa; Chordata; Mammalia; Artiodactyla; Delphinidae. Gene Ontology annotation, cellular component: centrosome; spindle pole. The record is from RefSeq and is a predicted model, not a curated record. The transcript has 12 exons.